Messenger RNA from Paraglomus brasilianum, 252 nucleotides. NCBI's taxonomy places the organism in Eukaryota, Fungi, Glomeromycota, Glomeromycetes, Paraglomerales, Paraglomeraceae. The record is from the annotation of a GenBank genome assembly.
AUGCAGGAACUACAAGAGCGCUCACCAUCAGAUUUUCUCGGGGAAGCUAUUGGGAGGAGAGUUCUUGUAAAGUUGAACUCGGGUGUUGAAUAUCGAGGCAUACUAUCGUGUCUCGAUGGGUAUAUGAACAUUGCGCUUGAGCAGACAGAAGAAUGGGUCAAUGGUCAACUUAAGAAUAAGUACGGAGAUGCCUUUAUUCGUGGCAAUAAUGGUAACUAUUCCAAUGAAAGUACUGUUUAUGAGCUUGUAUGA